Heterostelium album PN500 is the source of this 8559-nucleotide messenger RNA. It is a transcript of the gene rrpB, whose product is annotated as RNA-directed RNA polymerase. The record is from RefSeq and is a predicted model, not a curated record. The transcript has 7 exons. The coding region runs from base 1 to 8559 and encodes 2852 amino acids. Gene Ontology annotation, biological process: siRNA processing. Gene Ontology annotation, cellular component: nuclear RNA-directed RNA polymerase complex. NCBI's taxonomy places the organism in Eukaryota, Evosea, Eumycetozoa, Acytosteliales, Acytosteliaceae. Gene Ontology annotation, molecular function: ATP binding; hydrolase activity; DNA binding.
AUGUCUUAUCAAAGUAGUAGUAAUAAUAAUAAUGAUAAUAGAAUACUAAAGUCAAAAAUAAUUCAAACUAUUAUCAUUAGUUUUGAUCUAUUUCAACAUUUAUACGAACCUGUUCAAUAUAUCCAAUCAAAUAAUGCAAUUGACAUUGUAUUGGUUUGUAAAGAUUGGUUUGAAAUUAUAUUGCGUUGUGUUGCCACCAAUCUAUUAAACAUUUCAAAUAUACUCAACUCUUUACGUUUGAAUCACUCAGUCGAAUUGAAAUUGGUCACCUAUCAGAUUUCGUGGUAUCAAAUUGUUAAAGUCGAUCCUCAAACAACAGAGAAUUCAAAAAGAUUGCUAGCAAUCAAACAUCUUAGAUUCUAUCAAAUUGGUAGCCAAGAUUUACUUCCAAUCACCCAAAUGUUGGCGUCAAACAAAACAUUUACAAAGCUAGACAUUAGAUACUGUUUUCCAUAUUUGAAUGUUGAAGAAGAACAUGAAGAAUAUUAUGAUGAUACUGACAGUUGUAAUAAUGAUGAAUUAGUUCAAGAGUUUUUAAUAACUAUAAAUCAACAUCCAACACUCUGUUGUAAAUUUAAAUUUAAUCAAUCAAAAUUGACUAACUUUAUACCUAAAUAUUUAGAAAUAGUUAACUUCUUGGUAUCUCUUAAUUCUUUCUAUAUUGUAUAUUUCCAACGAGUUAUGGAUCAAGUAUUAGAUAUUCUUGUUCAACAAGAUUAUCUAUUUUGCAGAGGUAAGGAUUGUGCAGAAGCAAUACUUCCUUAUUCAAGUUUGUAUUUGUUUCAGGAAGGAAAUGGUGGAUAUCAUUUGGCUACAUUUGAAACACCUGAUGUUGCCACUUCAUGGUAUCUAGCACCAAGCCACAAACCAAACAAAUUCUGUAAAAACAAGACGUUCUGUUCAAAGUGUAAGAUGGCAAUUGGUAAUGAAAUACUAGCAAAGAAACCGGAUGGCAGUAAUCUCUAUAGUUUCGAUCGUGAGUGUACUGCGCUGGGUAAGAGUCACUUGGACAUCACCUAUCCAAAGAAGAGAACUUGGCAACUCAUCGUUGAAUCCGCAACCAAUGGAAGUCUAAUCAAGUCAUACGAUAUGAAUUCACCUGAAUUUCAAGGUGAUCAAAUCGAUUCGGAUUCAGACGACGUCGAUCAAGAGGAUCUACCUAAACAACCGUUGACUUAUCAACAAACAAGAUAUCCCGAGAGGAUCAAUGUAGAUCAAUUGAAGACACGUGGAAUAAAACCGCGAGAAUAUCAAAUAGAAUCAUUGGCACGAGCCAUUAAGAAGAAUACUCUAUUGGUGAUACCAACUGGACUUGGUAAAACAUUGGUAGCUAUCAUGUUGAUUCAACAGAUGGUUGCAGUGAAUCAAUGGACACCGGAACAACAAGCGGGGAAUCAUAAGAGAAUGGUGUUGUUCACCGUAAAUACCAAUCCAUUAGUUGAACAACAAGAGAAAGCAAUCAAAAAACACAAUUCAACAUUGACUGUUUUAAAGUUGAAUAGUGAGAACCGAUUGUCUGACCGUAAGAUCAAUUUUAAAGUGCAAUCUAAACGACCCGAUAUCAUUGUGGCAACAUGUGAUUCCAUUAUCAAUUUGUUCAACACUCGUAAGCUAUGUAUCAGUGAUUUCCAUACGAUUAUAUUUGAUGAAGUUCAUCAUGCGACUGGCGAUCAUUCCUACACGAAAGUAAUGACACACUACAAAGAAAUGGAGGCCAAAUUAUACCCGAGAAUUCUUGGAUUAUCUGCAAGUCCAUCCAGUGGUGAAGAUAGGAUAAAGAUCACUGGGAAUAUCAUGAAGAUGGAGAAGGUGCUUGCAUCUAGUGUAUUCCGUCCGAAUCUACCACCAACCAUUAAUUUGGAAUCCAAUCAACUGGUAUUCACUCUGACGCAGGAGGAGAAGGAUUGUUUCAAGGUGGUAAAAGAAAAGAUCAAUGAGAGGUUGAAGACAAUCAUGAUGGAAAGCAAUUACUUUUUGAAAGGAAUGGAGUUGUCAGAUAAUAAUCACCCAUCGUUUAGAAGCAACCUAAAACAAUUCUAUACUUGGACAGUCCAUAAUGAUCUCAAAGUCUCCAAUGAAUUGGGUGAUAUUCUUAGAAUCUUUGAAUGGCUGAUGGUCACCGGUGUCGAAGGAUUCAAUCAAUUCCUGAAUUAUCUCGAGAAUGAUCUGGCCAGUACUGCAAUUCAAGAAGGUCGUUCAAGAGAUUUCAUUGAGGAGUUGCAUAACCUUGUCGUUGAAAAGGGAGGAAAGCGAGUAGUGAAUUCAUCGAGAUACCAAAGAGUUGUUGAGAAACUAACAGAGAAGCUCGACAGCGAAGAGAAAGUUAUUAAUUUUCGUGGUAUUAUCUUUGUGAAGAAGAGAUCUACAUCUCGUUCAUUGGUUCAUAUGUUAAAGAAAGAACCAAUCAAUUCAAAAGUCAAUGCGAAAAUCAUUGUUGGACACAAUGGUGAGGAUGGAAUGGACUCUGAGAAACAAGAGAGAAUCAUGGUGAAGUUUAGAGAAGGUCAAUCAAAGCUACUGGUUGCAACCAGUGUGUUGGAGGAAGGAAUCGAUGUUAAUACAUGUAAUUUCGUUCUCUGUUUUGACGAUGAUUUGGAUAUGAGAUCAAUGAUCCAGCGAAGAGGACGUGCAAGAAACAAAGAAGAAGGAGAGUUUUGGUAUGUUAAAUCUCAUGAGGAGGUCAACAAGAUGGAUAUUUUGCGUAGAUCGGAAGCACUACUCAACCAAGUCAUCACGGAAAUCAUGCAUCAAGACAAGUCGUCGAAUGAAGAGGUUACCUAUUCGAUGGUUGAUGAUUGGUCGCUUGUUGCCAACAGAUUCCAACCACUUGGAAACCGACAGGAAGCAUAUCUCUCAUUCUAUAACUCACCUGUAGAGUUGGAGAAGCUGCUUAGGUUGUCUUUGAGAUCCAAUAUCCUGGAUGUUCGAAGGGAGAAAGCAGCUCAGGAAUCUAGAAACUAUCUGACCAACUAUCUACUAGUUGGAAUUGGAUUCGAAGAUGGUGGGGGUGGAACGGAUGAAGAGAAAGCAGAGUUGGAAGCUAGCUUGAGUACAUUGUUCAAAGCCAUCUACAGUGUGAAAGGUUGGUGGGCUAAAGUUACACGUCCGGUGGUUCUUCAACUGCCCGUUCCAAAGAAAGAUGAGAAUCAACCUUGUUUCCGUACUCUGGCAUCUUUUUCCGCUGGCAACUUUGUUGAUCCGACCACCUACAAAUCCGAGAUACUAUUCACAUGGGCAGUGAUAUUCUAUGGCAAUGAAAGACAGUUGGAAAUCACUUUCUUCGAAGAGUCCAAUCCAUAUUCAUCGGGGCCAACUCUAAUUUUCUUGAAUGAAAAUAUCGAGAGUUUUGCACUCUACGAUUGUGAUCCAGACAAGAAACAGCAACGAUCAUUCUAUCUUGUUGUGAGACGUCCACCCAUUGCCGUCAAUAUUGAUUUCGAUGAUAAUGAAGACGAACGUAUCGAUAUGAGAUAUAGUUCUUGUGCUUAUCCAUUCCUCAGUCGUUGUUUUGUCUAUCGUAUCAAUCUUGAACCACAUCAACUUGAUCAAUUGAUUACGUUAAUGAAUAUACCAUACUAUUUGGCAUCAAUUAAAACGGCAACAUCAUCAUCAUCUCAACAUUACAAUAACAAACAACCUAAAUUAAUAACUUCUGGCAAUCUUAGUAGUAGCAUUCCAACCAAUCCGACAAUCAUAUUAAAAGAUUUUGAAAUAUCUUAUUUAUUUGCAGUACUUAAAAGCAAUUCUAAAACAGGAUUUGGAAAGAAUAAUGUUCCAAAAGAAUUCUUUGAAUAUGUGACUAAUUUAGUGGUUAAAGAUAGGAGAUUUGCUGCAUUGUAUAUGAUACAGAGAGCAAUCGAUUGUCAAGAGUUUGAAAACUAUCAAAACCUUAUCAAAAUGGAUAUUUCCAGUUUAGAAGAGAAUUUCGAGAAUGAAAUUCCAGAGCACCAUUUCAUGGUAAAGAGUGCCUACAUUACACCGACAAGAGUGAUUCUAAAUCUUCCAAGAAUUCAACUUGGAAACAGAUGUAUCCGUCAGUUUCCUUCGGAGCGAUUCAUGUCGGUUCAAUUCACAGAGGAGGAUCUACAAAUCCGUAUUGAAUAUCAAGAUUUCCUACUGCCAUUCUAUAGCCAUAUUCUGCUGAAUGGUAUCAACGUUCCAGAGAUGGGAACAUUCUAUUUCUUGGGUUCGAGUUCAUCACAAGUCAGAAAUUAUCAAUCGUGGUUCUAUUGUGUAGAGGAGGGAGUAAAUAAAGAGAGUCGUCUAAAGGAGAUUCGUGAAGCGAUGAUUGGUAAAACCGAUAGCAGUUGGUCAGCAAGAAAAGCAUUGCGUGCAAUGUCUCUUGUUUUUCCAUCUACCAUUCCAACCAUUAGAAUUCCUCCACAUGAAUAUCAUGAAGGUUUAGAUGAUAUAGUUAGAAAUGAUCAUAACUUUACUGAAGGAUGUGGAUAUGUUGGUAUUGAAACAGCAAGAGAAAUAGCGAUUGCUGGUAAUUUCCCUCAGGAUACUUCUGCCUAUCAAAUUAGAAUCGGCGGUAAUAAGGGAGUAGUCUCAGUUCAUCAUUCUAUUAGACGUGGUAUAUAUCUUAGGAAAUCGAUGAGAAAGUUCAAUACAACUGAUGAGCACGCUUACAAUAGAACUCUUGAGGUGAUAAGUGUCAGUAGUAAGAAAGCAUGUAAUCUCAAUCGUCAGAUCAUCAAUUUGUUGGUUGGUCUCGGUGUGCUGGAUGGAUUCUUCUUGUCGCUGCAACAAGCUGCUCUCGAUAAACUUGCUCACAUUUUCAAUGAUGAAUCGGUACGUCGACAUAUUAUGCAUGAACUAUCGAGUAUCGAUGAAGCAUUUGAUGAACUCGAUUUAGCUGCCAACGAUCCAUUGAUUUGCUCAUCUCUCCAAUUGUGUUAUCUAAAGAAACUCGAUCAAAUCAAAGAUAAAUGUAUGAUAGAAAUCGAUUCUGCUCGGACAGUUCUUGGCGUCUCAGAUGAAUCUGGAAUUCUUGGUCCUGACGAAGUAUUCCUACAAAUCUCAAUUGAUGAGGAGGAUGGUCAUAUCUCGAGAAAAGUAAUUACAGGCCAAGUGUUUGUUUGUAAGAAUCCUUGUUUGCAUCCAGGUGAUAUCAGAGUGCUGACAGCUGUCGAUGUACCAGAACUCAGAAAUUGCUAUGUUGAUGUGAUUGCAUUCUCUCAGAACGGUGAAGUCCCUAAUUUCAAACAGUGCUCAGGUAGUGAUUUGGACGGAGAUCGUUACUUUGUUGGUUUUGACCAGACCAUGGUUAAAUUUAUCACUCCCGAGCCACCUUUUCUCGGAGAUGAGUCAGCCAAUACCAAAGUGGAACCACCAUACGAUGGAUCUCACAAACAGUUGGUUAAACAAUACAUUACCAAUAUUACACGUGGUUCACUUGGAAAGAUUGCACUCAGUCAUCUGGCGAUUUGUGACAAGUUCUCACCGACUCAUCCACUAGCCAUUGAGCUUGCCAUCCAACAUUUCAUUGAGGUCGAUGCAUUCAAAACUGGAGUUAACGGUAAGGUACCAGAUAUAGUAAAGAAACAUCUUAAUUAUUUCAAGUUGUAUCCAAACUUUAUGGAGAGUUCAAUGCCAAAGAAAAACUAUUGGGUCUCGCACAAAAUCUUGGGAAAACUUUACCAAAUCUCAGUACCACUUAAAGCCAUUCCCAGAUACAUUCCUGACACCUUUGUUGAUGAAGGACUUCUUGUGGAUGGAUAUCAAGAGUACUUGGCCGAUGCCAAGAAAACUUAUACUCGUUAUAAGUUUGCAAUCAAUUCUCUGUUGACCAGAUAUGAUAUUGAUCGUGAGGAGGAUAUCAUUAUUGAAUUCAUCAAAGAGACAAUCAACUCGAUGCGUUACACCAAGUUGAUUAUUGAUGAACUAAAGAAAUCCUAUCACGAAAUUCAAGAUUCAUUUAGAGAUGAAUUCAUUAGAGUAUUUCCUGGAAAGGAUGUUGACGAGAAGAAACGUUUCAAUAGUGAAGCAAUACAAAAAAAGGUGUCUGCAUGGUACAAGGUAGCAUAUUCCGAUGUUGAAAAUGAUAAAACUCUCACUUUCUAUUGGAUUGUCAAGCAAUAUCAACCGAAACGUAGUAUAAAGACUGGUCAUGAACAGCCAGAUCACCUAUCGACAUCGAUCAUCAAAUAUCUUGGUGAUCACCAGACCGAUUUACUAAAAGGUUAUUCUGAGCGUAUCAUUAUGGUGACGGAUCUUCUCAAAUUACUAAGCCAAUCGAGUUUGUUUGAAAAUGUCCAAAUUCACUUGUUUGGAUCGUCGUCCAUGUUGUUGUUUGAUCCUUUGUUUUCAGAUCUGGAUCUCUACAUUCAAGAUACUAUGGAUCGAUUCAAAGGUGAUAGAGAUGCGCUAUUUCUUCACUUGGAAAGUGCCCUCAGAAAGCAUGAAUCAAACGCAGAGUCAAUCGAAUAUAUCUCUGACACUGCAGUACCAAUUGUAAAGUUCCAACUCAACAAGAUCGAUUGUGAUAUUUCUGCGGAUUUCAACGGAAUCGCAAAGACAGCAAUGGUUUGCAAUCUCUAUUCGAAGCAUCCAUACAUUCUUCCGAUCAUGCAUAUUGUUGUCCGAUGGGGUAGAGAAACAGGUAUCAUCACUCACCACAUUCAGAAAUCCAAAGCUAGAAACUUAAAGACAUGGUCAUUGAUAUGGAUGGUAAUUCACUAUUUUAAAUCAGAGAGGAUCAUUGAUGAAAUUCAAGUCAAGAACAAAAUUGAGAACAAGAGCGUCGAUUGGUUCUCCCAGAUUCUUGUUGAGGCUUCAAAGACGCACAGCUGUUUCUUGGCACAAUAUUUGAUUGGAUUCUUCAAGUUUUAUUCGAACCGACUUGCCCAGGCAUUGAAUAACAAAGAAUCAUUUGUACUGACAUGUCCACUCGAUCUUCCAAAUGUACCAUCGUUUGUUUUCAAUGACAGUCCUGAUAGUUUCAACGAUCAAUAUCUCUUUGAUAUUUUCAAUGUUGGGUAUCACACUCUUAGCUCAAGUCCUGGUAUUCCAGAGUUUUUGAAACGUUGUCAAUAUGACAGGAGUAAAGUUAUCAAUCUAGAUAAAAUCAUGUCUCGACAUGUUUCAGGAAGUGAAGAGUAUCUCGAGAGUAAGAUACAAGCGCUAACCAAUGCUAAACUGGAAAUUCAGCCGUCGAAAAGAGGAUGCCUUCAAGUGAAAAUCAAUGGUGAACCUCAUGAAAUUCAUAUGGCAAUCGAAGAGCUCUAUAGAACUUCUAUGGAUAUCACUUCACUACCAUUCCACAGUGGAAAGAAUCAUGUACCAGGUGGAGGCACUGUUCUUUUGUUCAAAGGAUGUAACACCAUUUCCGAUCAAAUCAAAUUUGUGAAAUUCCAGAAGGACAGAUCAUUUAAUAUCCAACACUCAAUGAGACAUCCAAAGAUGAUGCCGUUACUCAAGCAUUUGAAUCUUUCCAAUCAGUACAAAGGAGCCAAACUAGAGUUUACCAAAACCAUCUUGAAUCAACUGGAUAUUUGUCAUAAAUAUGUAGACGAGCAACGCUUUGGUCAAAAGAAGGUAUUUGUUCGUUUUGGAAAUAUCUAUUUAUUCAAUUGUCCACACGAAGGUGCAGAGUUUACCAUCACCGAACUCCAAAAAGCGAUUUCCAAGACAAAGAAAAGGAAUUUCCAGUUGAAGCAAAAAGAGAUUAGAGAAAAGAGUAAAAAGAAAGAGAAGGAGGAGAAAGAACAGAAGGGAAAUGAUGAUGAAAAUCAAACUCAGGUUUUCAAUAAGAAAUACAAAACCACAAGAACAGUAGAGAAGCAAAACAAACCUAAUAGCCAUAUUCCAAAGAGUGCCUUCUUUACCAAUUGUUCUGGUAGAGAUGACCAAACGAUAUGUGGAAUCUUUGAGAGUAUGGGAUGGACAAUCACUCAGCUGAGCGCUGAAGAUCAAUUUGAUAGUGAUACUUACACACUUUGCUGUAAUAUGAAUUCACGAGAGAUUCCAGAAUUCAAAGUUGGUGUCAACUCGAAUCUAGAACCACCAAACAAUCUCAAAAAUAUUGGUUUGAAUUGGUUCGUUUGUGAUUUGACAGAGUCUGACCACUCAAACCCACAUAUGCUGGAUAUCCGAUACUGUAUUCAAUCCAAAAAGCAUUACCAACAAGAAGCUACCGUUGCAACUGACCAAGCAUACUACGAGUACAUCACUCGAAAGAUUGUAAAACCGAGACCACCUUCAAACAGUAGUUCUUCCGAUCAUCAAAUGGCACCAAUCAUCAUUCUUGAUGAUUUCAUUGGCAACGUUUACCUAAUUAGACAUCACAAGAACAUCAAGUGUUAUGUUCCUCCUGCUGAUCACCCACUCUCCAAAUAUAAAUUGAAUGCACAAAUCCAUGAAAUCGUAGAGUAUAGAAACAAUGGUUCUUUUUAUGGAACAAAGUAUGAGUUGGAACUUUCAUGUGAACUGCCAUCUCCUUUAGAUACAUGUGAAUUUACAUCUAUUUUUUGGGAGAGUGGAUUAAAAGUUUUACAUCGAUUAAAUAACACAGAGAUAUUAGAAACUCUUACAAAGAAGAAUAUUAUUGUAUUAUAA